GGAUUGUGGGAUAGUGGCGGACGGAUCCGGGCGUCGGAGGCCCCGAGCCGACUGUACAGCCUGAAGACCCAGCGGGUUCGGGGGAAGGGGCGGCCAGGGAAGUGGGCCUCGGCUUCCGUCGGCAGCUCCUCAGCCCUGCGGCCUGUCCGGACUGAGGAGGCAAAAGUCUUCCCUCACGGGCCUUUGCUUUCCCGCGCGGCGCCGGGCCGGGCCGGCCGGGGCGACUUCUCCGCCGAGGGCCUCCGCGGGCCUCGCGACCGCUCUGACCUCCCCGCGCCCCCCGUCCGCCGGCGAGCUCCGGACCCCCGCCUCCGUCCCCCGAACCCCGCGGCUUGGCGCACCGGGGCCCCCUUAGGCCCGAAGGCGCGUGCGCGAGCCCCCGCCGCCUCCCCCCGCCCCCUCAUACCGGGCCCCUCAGCAGGGGCCGGAGCCGCCGGCGGCGGGGCGGGGGGGGCGCCCGGAUGAGCCCCGAGUGCGAGGAGCCGCCGCCCCCCCGCGCAGAAGAAAAUCCCAUACCUGUGAGCAGGCACUCCUCACCCCCAGCUCCCGCGGCUCCAUCUGUGGAUUUGCGUCUUCGGACAGUUAAGUGCACAGAGUCCGACCACACGCCGUCCUUGGUGACUGCUUUGUUCACUCUGUGGCGCCAUGUUUUGGAAGUUUGACCUGCACACGAGCUCACACCUGGACACGCUGCUGGAGCGGGAGGACCUGAGCCUGCCCCAGCUCCUGGAUGAGGAGGACGUGCUACAGGAGUGCAAGGUCGUCAACCGCAAGCUGCUGGACUUCCUGCUGCAGCCGCCGCACCUGCAGGCCAUGGUGGCCUGGGUCACCCAGGAGCCACCGGCCAGUGGCGAGGAGCGGCUGCGCUACAAGUACCCUAGCGUGGCCUGCGAGAUCCUGACCUCGGACGUGCCCCAGAUCAACGACGCGCUGGGUGCUGACGAGUCCCUGCUGAACCGGCUCUAUGGCUUCCUGCAGAGCAGCGGCAGCCUCAACCCGCUGCUGGCCAGCUUCUUCAGCAAGGUCAUGGGCAUCCUCCUCAACCGCAAGACAGACCAGCUCGUGUCCUUCCUGCGGAAGAAGGACGAUUUCGUGGGCCUGCUGCUGCGGCACAUUGGCACUUCAGCAAUCAUGGACCUGCUGCUGCGUCUCCUCACCUGCGUGGAGCGGCCCCAGCUGAGGCAGGACGUGGUCAACUGGCUCAACGAGGAGAAGAUUGUGCAGCGGCUCAUAGAGCAGAUCCACCCGUCGAAGGAUGACAAUCAACAUUCCAACGCGUCCCAGUCCCUGUGCGACAUCAUCCGCCUGAGCCGGGAGCAGAUGCUCCAGGUGCAGGACAGCCCGGAGCCCGACCAGCUGCUGGCCACCCUGGAGAAGCAGGAGACGAUCGAGCAGCUCCUGAGCAACAUGCUGGAGGGGGAGCAGAGCCAGUCUGUCAUUGUGAGUGGGGUCCAGGUGCUGCUGACCCUGCUGGAGCCCAGAAGGCCGAGGUCCGAGUCUGUGACUGUGAACAAUUUCUUCAGCAGCGUGGAUGGGCAGCUGGAGCUCCUGGCCCAGGCGGCCCUGGACAGCACGAUGUCCAGUGUGGGCGUCCUGCAUGCCCUGCGCCCGCGGCUGGGCCGUUUCCACCAGCUCCUGCGUGAGCCCCCAGAGCUGGAGCCGCUGCGAACUACGUGGGGCAGCCUGGCCCCGCCGCUGGGCAACACCCGGCUGCACGUGGUCAAGCUGCUGGCCAGUGCGCUGAGCGCCAACGAUGCGGCUCUGACCCAGGAGCUCCUGGCGCUGGACGUGCCCAACACCAUGCUGGACCUGUUCUUCCACUACACGUUCAACAACUUCCUGCACGCCCAAGUGGAGCUGUGUGUCCGUGCCGUGCUGAGCGCCGGGCCUCCUUCCGACAGCAGCCUCGAGAUCCCUGCCCCAAACCCCGCGGUGAAACACCUCCUGCAGCAGUGUCGCCUGGUGGAGCGCAUCUUGACCUCCUGGGAGGAGAACGACCUCGUGCAGUCUGCCGGGGGCCCCCGCAAAGGCUACAUGGGCCACUUGACGAGACUGGCCAACGCCCUGGUGCAGAACACGGAGAAGGGGCCCAACGCUGAGCAGCUGGGGCAGCUGCUGAAGGAACUGCCCGGUGAGCAGCAGGAGCAGUGGGAGGCCUUCGUGUCCGGACCCCUGGCGGAGACCAACAAGAAGAACACCGUGGACCUGGUGAGCACCCACCACCUGCACUCCUCCAGCGACGACGAGGACGACCGGCUCAAGGAGUUCAACUUCCCCGAGGAGGCCGUGCUGCAGCAGGCCUUCAUGGACUUCCAGAUGCAGCGCAUGACCUCAGCCUUCAUCGACCACUUCGGCUUCAAUGACGAGGAGUUUGGGGAGCAGGAGGAGAGUGUGAACGCGCCUUUCGACAAGACCGCCAACAUCACCUUCUCCCUCAACGCCGAUGACGAGAACCCCAACGCCAGCCUGCUGGAGAUCUGCUACAAGGACCGCAUCCAGCAGUUUGACGAUGAGGAGGACGAGGAGGAGGACGAGGAGGAGGGUCAGGGCUCUGGGGAGUCUGACGAGGAGGAUGGCGCCUGGCAGGGCAGCCAGCCGGCCAGGGGAGCCCGCCGGGGCCAGGCCCCGGGCAUGCGGAGCGGAGGCAGCACAGACAGCGAGGAGGAAGACGAGGAGGACGAGGAGGACGAGGACGACGGUGAUGGCCGUGUGGCUGGUGGGGGGUCCAGGCCCCCCUCUUAUCCUGGCCCCGGCCCCCAUCCUCUGGGCUCUAGCCGGACAGCCGCCUUUGACCCAGUGCCUACAGACGCCCUGACUGGCCCCCAAGACUCUGGGGAGAAGGAGCCGUGCUCUGGGCUCCUCACCCCACGGGGGUCCCUUGGCGUACCCCAGGACCUCCCCACCCUGAGCCUGGCCGGACCUGUGGCCCACUCUGCCCCGCAGCUCAGGUCUCAGGACCCCGCGUCCCCUUCAGCACCUCAGGAAGCCCCAGAUGGCAGUGACGUAGCGGAACCCUCGGCCCCCUGCCAGGCCUUGGUCAGCGUCGGGGAGCUCCAGGCCACACUCAGAGGGACACGCUCCACUCCCAGCUCCUUGGACAGUGCAACCGGAGACCCUGCUACCUCGGUCCCAGCCCCUGGGGCCUGCCAGCACCCCCAGACCACAGAGGGGGAGAGGAGCCCAGAGCCCUCGGGGCCCCCCCAAAGCCAGAGUGCCCAGGCCCCUGAGCUGCCUCCGAUGCCCAACGGCUCUGCCCCAGGAGGGCCAGCAUCCCUGGGCUCCCAGUAACUGCCUGGUCCCGGUGGUGGCGGUUAACUCCUCCGUCCUCCACGUGGACCCUCCGGAGUUGGGGCAGGGCAGGUCCCACGAUGCCCUGUUGCCCCGUCACCGCUCCCCACCCUGUCCGCCCCCACGUGCUCUCCUCUGGACUCCCAGGAGCCUGGCGCCAGGGAGACAGGCCCUCGUCCACCCCCAUUUGCACUGAGAAAAGAAAUUAUGGAGCUUUGUCUCCGAGAAUAAAGAAACAGUUGAGAAGAGAGAAAGGAGAGAGAGAGAGACCUAUAUUAUAUAUUAUAUAUGGAGAGAGCGAGCUGGUGGGUGGAGAGCCAGGAGGAGGCCCGGCCGGGCGGGCCAGCACGUGGGACCUGCACCCCCUCUCAGUGGGGGCUGUGCUGGGGGCCUCGUCCACCCUCCCCUCCCACCAUGCCCGAAGCCUCCGGUGCAGUGCCCACAUCUGUACUCGGCUCAGGCCCGCCUCCAGGGAGGGCCCGAGUGGGGGCCGUGCCUUUGCCCAACCCUUGCCCUGGACCCUGCACUUUGACCCAGGCUGGGAGCUAAAGGACCCUCUGCCUCACCCUGCUGGUUCUGUGGGAGCUGGCGGUCCCCGUCCAAGGGGGUCUCUCGGUGACAUUCCUGUGGGGCCCCAAUGCACUCACUGAGACCGCCCCCUCUGCACCUCCCACAGACCCCGGGGCGGGGGCAUUGGCAGGGGUCUGGCUGGGGUCCCCUUCCCAUGCCCAAGGGUCUGGGGUCCAGCCCAGCUGCCAAGUGACCUUGUCCCAGCUCCCCCUUCCCAGGCUGGCGUGAGUGUGCGUGUGUUCGUGCCGAGCUAUUUCGUAUUGCAAAUAUGAAUAAAUAAAGACCGUUUAAGAUUCCUG
Messenger RNA from Lontra canadensis (Northern American river otter), 4157 nucleotides. It is a transcript of the gene PPP6R1, whose product is annotated as protein phosphatase 6 regulatory subunit 1. Bases 646 to 3288 code for a protein of 880 amino acids. NCBI's taxonomy places the organism in Eukaryota, Metazoa, Chordata, Mammalia, Carnivora, Mustelidae. Gene Ontology annotation, cellular component: cytosol; nucleus. The record is from RefSeq and is a predicted model, not a curated record. Gene Ontology annotation, molecular function: protein phosphatase regulator activity; protein phosphatase binding. The transcript has 25 exons.